AUGCAAAUAAUUCUAUUAAGUAAAUACAUUUUAUUAUGGAUACUAAUGGGCCGGGUGUGUGGUGCUGGCGAUGACUGGGAACUUGACUCGGAUGAUGAGGAUUCGGAUGGAUAUCCAUUAAUCGGAACUACUGUAAAUUCACCUGAAUUAAUGGAAUUUGAUAUAAAUUCAGAUGAACAGCUGAAAACAGUUGAGUAUGGAAACUUCAAGACAAACUAUGAAAAUUGUACAAAUUAUAAAGCUAAGAGGGGUUAUGGAUUUAAUAAAGUAAUGAGGAAUAAAUCCUCGUCAUUUGGGUUUGAUCAGACCAUUUGGGAACUAAAUGACCCAAAUGUGUAUGUAACUGAGAUCAUACUAUGCCCAUCCCCUACACCUCAAAUGAAAUUAACAUUAUUAUUGUCUAAUGGUAGUUUUUUAUUAUUUAGUAGAAAUGGAAAUGAGACAAAUUGGUUAGAUGUGACAUCGCAACGGGUUAAAUUGGAGGAUUUUAGUCUCCUAACGUUCAGUGAGACUAUUAAUAAUUUGGUCUCACUAGAGAAGACCAGAUACAAAAAAUCUUAUGAGUUUCCAAAUCAAAUAUAUAAACUUGAGGAUCGAGUUAGUUGCUAUGUAAUUAAACUUGGUGAUCAAGUUAUUUUUAAUUAUGAUGAAGAUCCGGAAUUCGGAGGGGCUAAACAAAUAUUAUUCAAUAUUAUAACUCAGGAAUUGAUAGUUGUUAAUAUUGAAAAUGAUAAAAAACAAUUAAUAUAUGAUCCAAACAAAUUUGAACCAAUCACUAAUGAGCCUAUGACAAUCGUUAAACAACCUGAAGAAGCAACACCUCAACCUGAAUUUGAGCCUGGAACUGAAGAUAAAGAACCUGUAGAACCUACCCAACAACAAUCUGAAUCUACUGCUACUGAAGACUCCACAGAAGCCGAAGACUCUACUCAAACCGAAACUGAAGAGUCCAAACAAGAAUCUACUCAACCUCCAGAACCCACCAGCACCGAAGAACCCACUCCUAUCCCUACUACUCCUGAAUCUUCAUAUAGUAUAAAUUUUACUAGACAUAUAAUUCCAGAAUAUGCUGUUAGAGGUUUGAAAACACCAAUAGCAUUAGAUCUAAACAAGUUUAUCGACUCACAAUAUUAUAAAAUCAAUCAGCAGAAUUUUGACAAUUAUCUGCCCAGAAAUAAGUAUAUAUUUGAUAAAGUUAUUAAAUCUAAAAUAUUUGGAAUGAAUGAACUGAUUUGGGAAGCUUCUGAUACAUUGCACUACUCAUUGAUGGUUCAUGUGAAUUACACUUCACUCUUUAACUGUACUAAAAAUGUUACAGUAUUUAUGGUAAAUGGCGAGAAUAAGACUUUGUGUAAGACUAGUAACGGGUGGUCUGAAAUUGACAAGUUAACUCUUGACAUAUCUAAGACCCAGAGUACUGAUCAGUUUGACUACAGUGUAAAGAACGAUUACACCAUUUAUAAAGCUAAGACAGGUUACCAUUUUAAGGAAAUCAUAAAUUCCUAUUCUGAUAUGAUAUAUAAAUCGAUUUGGAGAGGUGAAAAGGACUUAGCGACAGAGAUUAGGGUACAUAAACGUGCCCUUGAUGAACAGUAUAUAAUAGUAUUUCUAAAGAGUAAGGAAUUCUUAAUAUUUCACAGGAUUGGUGAUCCAAAUGAGUGGCAUGAUGUCACAAGUAGAAGAUUUGAUAUGGACUUGUUUAAAUUCUAUGACGCAGGAGAAGAUGAAAUUAAAUCUAAAGGGUAUGUUAAAUCGCUAUAUCACUUGUCAUAUGGAUAUUUCUUCAAGCUAGGAGUCAAAUGCUUUUCAGUCAAGUUAAAAAAUGAAAAAAUUUAUAACCACCUCGAAGAUCAAUGGCUAGGUUUCAUCCGAGGCGUAUUCAUAGAUUUAAUUAACAAUAAAGUAUAUAUAAUGGAUUUAGCUGGUGAAACGAGAGAUUUUGAUCUUAAAAAGUUGGAAAAUUAUCAGGAAUGUUUUAUUAAAUCAGGUCCAAAAUCAUUCCCAAAACAUAAAGGAACAUUAUAUUCUGCAAUAUAUCCAAUGUAA
This is a messenger RNA of Theileria annulata, 2046 nucleotides long. RefSeq lists its product as uncharacterized. The record is from RefSeq and is a predicted model, not a curated record. NCBI's taxonomy places the organism in Eukaryota, Apicomplexa, Aconoidasida, Piroplasmida, Theileriidae. The coding region runs from base 1 to 2046 and encodes 681 amino acids. The transcript has a single exon.